Colletotrichum lupini is the source of this 528-nucleotide messenger RNA. RefSeq lists its product as uncharacterized. Bases 1 to 528 code for a protein of 175 amino acids. NCBI's taxonomy places the organism in Eukaryota, Fungi, Ascomycota, Sordariomycetes, Glomerellales, Glomerellaceae. The record is from RefSeq and is a predicted model, not a curated record. The transcript has a single exon.
AUGGCGACUGGUCCAACCGCCAAUUCGAAUUUUGGGCUUAGGUUUCUUGCGGCUGAUUUUCUAGGCUGUGUUGGUGGAGAUGACGAAGCCUUGUCGAUGCGCAAAAUGGUUUCUCAGCGCUGGUCUUCCACAAGCCACCGUACCUUAGCGGUUGUUCUGCGCCGAAAGUUCGUGCUACCAUACGAGAUCCAGGAACACAAAUCACCCCGUUCGUUUGCCUCUCUUCUGCCCCCAUCGACUAGUGUCGUUAGUAGCGCCCUACCAGCUGCAAGGCACGAGACUACGGCGGCUGCGGGCGGUGCAUCGCAUAUCACGGCAUGGCAUGGAAAACGCGGGUGUCCCGCGUGCCGUGGAGCCGCUGGGCGGUCCAUUGAACACGAAAGGAAAUCCUCUCGCAAGUGGUACUCCGCCAGAAGUCAACCACUUUUGAUACCCCAUUACUGCCGUCCCCGUGACUGGCUCUUUACGACGGGGUUCAAAAAGAUUGCACUUGCCAGCGGCCCAGCACAUCGUAUUUCGGCCGGGUGA